Molecule: messenger RNA, 1669 nt
Organism: Aphidius gifuensis
Lineage: Eukaryota; Metazoa; Arthropoda; Insecta; Hymenoptera; Braconidae
Product: probable cytochrome P450 6a14
Exons: 4
Coding region: 155-1669 (504 amino acids)
Molecular function (GO): iron ion binding; oxidoreductase activity, acting on paired donors, with incorporation or reduction of molecular oxygen; monooxygenase activity
Source: RefSeq, a predicted model, not a curated record
AGUCUGUUGUUUAAGAAAAGAAUAAUACUACUAUCUAGCCGAAUAAAUAAAAAAGAAAAAAAACAAUAACUAACAAUGAAUUAUCUAAAUUAAUUGACAGUCUGAAAAUGAUAACGGUUGAUUGAAGUUGUUGAUGAUAAAUUAAGUGACUAAAAUGGUAUUUGUAACAGUGGAAUUAUUACUUGUUACCAUAUCACUGUUAUCAAUAAUUUACUACUACAAGUGGUUAACAUGUUACUUUGAUUUUUGGAAAAUACGUAAUGUAAAUGGACCAAAGCCAAUACCACUACUUGGUAAUGUACUUGAUCUUGUGACAUUUAAAUAUUCAAUUGGUUGUUUUCUUCGUAAAAUUUAUAACGAAUAUAAUAAUGAAAAAAUAGUUGGUUUAUUUGUAAAUCGUCGACCAGCAUUAAUGAUAAAUGACAUGGAUUUAAUUAAAUCAAUAUUAAUAAAAGAUUUUUCAAGUUUCAUGGAUCGUGGAUAUGGUACACAUGAAAAGACCGAUCCAUUGACAAUGCAUUUAUUUAAUUUAGAGCCAGCAAGGUGGCGACCAUUAAGAGCUAAAUUAACACCAGCAUUUACAUCGGGAAAAUUACGUGAAAUGUUUUAUUUAUUAAUCGAAUGUUCUGAUCAACUUGAUAAUUAUUUAAAUAAAUAUAAUGGCCAAAUUGUUAAUAUGCGUGAAAUAUCUUUUAAAUUUACAAUUGAUGUUAUUGGUACAUGUGUAUUUGGUCUACAAGCAAAUGCACUUAAUGAUCCUGAUAGUCCAUUCAAAAUAAUGUCUAAAAAAAUAUUUGAUCCAAAUUGGAAAAAUUUAUUAAAUUUUAGCCUACGGUGUUUUACACCACGUUAUUUCUAUGAUUUAAUUGGUAAUUUAUUAACGGACUAUGAGUUACCAAAUUUUUUUAUAAAUCUUACCAAAAAUACAAUUGAUUAUAGAAUUAAAAAUAAUAUUACAAAACAUGAUUUUGUUGAUCAAUUGAAAAUGCUCAAGGAGGAUCCAAGUAAACUGGGAGAUAUUGAAGUAACAGAUAAUUUCCUUGCUGCUCAAUUAUUUGUUUUUUUUAUUGCUGGCCAUGAAACAUCAGCUUCGUUGAUUAGUAAUUGCCUUCUCGAACUUGCUAUGAAUCACAAAAUUCAAGAAAAAUUACGUAAAGAAAUAAAUGAUGAACUUGAAAAAUCAAAUGGAAAAAUAACUUAUCAAGGAAUUAAAAAUAUGUUUUAUUUGGAUAAAAUAUUUAAAGAGACAAUUAGAAAAUAUCCACCAGUUACAGAAAUAAUGAGAGUGUCAACAACGGCAUAUACUUUCCCAGAUACAAAUAUAUCUAUACCAGAAAAUACAAUAACAUGGAUACCAAUAUUUGGUAUACAUCAUGAUCCAAAAUAUUAUCCAGAUCCAGAUAAAUUUGAUCCAGAAAGAUUUAGUGAUGAAGUUAUUAGAAGUCGUCAUCCAAUGUCUUUCCUCGGCUUUGGAGAUGGACCAAGAAACUGCAUUGGUGCAAGAUUUGGAAAAAUGCAGACGAAAGUUGGGAUUGUAAAAAUACUCGAAAAAUACACAGUUGAUAUUUGUGAUAAAACUGAUAAAAAUUUCGAAAUUGAUCCACAUGGUUUUUUAUUAACUCCAGUAAAUGGAGUUUAUUUGAAAUUAAUAAAAGCACCGAUUGUAUAA